Lachancea thermotolerans CBS 6340 is the source of this 807-nucleotide messenger RNA. It is a transcript of the gene MRPL9, whose product is annotated as mitochondrial 54S ribosomal protein uL3m. The record is from RefSeq and is a predicted model, not a curated record. Gene Ontology annotation, molecular function: structural constituent of ribosome. Gene Ontology annotation, cellular component: ribosome; mitochondrial large ribosomal subunit. The transcript has a single exon. NCBI's taxonomy places the organism in Eukaryota, Fungi, Ascomycota, Saccharomycetes, Saccharomycetales, Saccharomycetaceae. The coding region runs from base 1 to 807 and encodes 268 amino acids. Gene Ontology annotation, biological process: translation.
AUGAGUUCCUUGGUUUCUAGAUUGUUCAAAAGCCAGGUGCGCUUUUCGAGUGCAAAAGCCUCGCUCGUCGCACCCUCCGUCGUUAACACAAUUCAAUCAUCGGCGCCCGUGAUCAAUCACUGCCCAGAACAAGCACAAUCAAGAAAAAGGUUGCCCAACAGAUGUGGAGCCCUAAGCUUAAAGAGAGGAAUGAUACCCUAUUUUGAUGAGGCUAGCGGAAACAGAGUCGCUGCUACCGUGUUGGAACUAAACAACGUAGAGGUUAUCAUGCACAGAAAUCUCAAAGACAACGGGUACUUCGCGUGCCAAGUUGGAUUCGGCAGCAAGCAUCCAUCCAAGGUUUCAAGGCAGAUGCUGGGUCACUUUGCGUCGAAAAUCGUGAACCCAAAGGAGAAAGUCGUCGAGUUCCGCGUCAAAGACCAGUCUGGGCUGCUUCCCCUCGGUACCCUGAUAAAGCCUUCUUUCUUUAUGCCGGGCCAAUAUGUUGAUCUUAGGUCCAUUAGCAAGGGCAAAGGUUUCGCUGGUGUCAUGAAACGCUACAACUUCAAAGGUCUAAAGGCGUCGCAUGGUGUUUCUGUUUCUCAUAGAAAAGGUGGUUCGUACGGUCAAAAUCAAACGCCCGGUCGUGUGCUUCCAGGGAAGAAAAUGCCGGGCCAUAUGGGUGUACAGCAGGUCACCAUUCAAAACUCCCAGAUCCUGAAAGUUGACGAUGAAAACGGUGUUGUAAUUGUCAAGGGCUCAGUGGCUGGUCCAAAGGGUGGCUUUGUUAGAAUUCAAGAUGCUAUCAAGAAGGCCCCUAAAUUCUAG